Molecule: messenger RNA, 1650 nt
Organism: Closterium sp. Naga37s-1
Lineage: Eukaryota; Viridiplantae; Streptophyta; Zygnematophyceae; Desmidiales; Closteriaceae
Source: the annotation of a GenBank genome assembly
GUAUUGAGAGGAGCAGUGGCUGAUUGGCCGGCGCUGACCCGAUGGGACCUCAUCAACAGCUCUCACGCACGGGAAUACUUACAGCAUUUGGUGGGAUCUGCUCCCGUGCAGCUCAUCAUGACUCGCACAGAGCCACACAUCUCUGCUGUGCGCUCACAACAAUCACAUGCGACACAAUCACAUGAAGCACAGUCACAUGCAUCGCAGCAGCAGCCCUUGGCUUACUUCGAUGGAGCAUUGCGCAAGCAUGAGCGGAUAGCAGCUACAUUUUCUGAUGCUCUUGCACUGGCGUGUGCGUCUCCCCUUGCUGCGGGAGCGGAAGCAAGCACCAGGGGGAGAAUCCAUGGUGUUGCAGCUGCCGCUCCUGUCACGGGUACUGCUGACAGUGGUGCUGUCACUCCUGCCCCUCCUGCCACCGGUGCUGCUGGGUAUUGUGCUGCUCGCAGUGCUGAGGGGAAGGGAGACAGGGCCCGACUGCAAGGGGGUGAGGGGAAGUGGAGUGCUGGUAGUGCUGGUGCCGCUGGUGAUGCUGCUGGUGGUGCCGGUGCUGCUGGUGGUGUUGAUGGUGGUGCCAGUGCUGCUGGUGCGGCUGCUGCUGCUGUUGCUGCUGGCAGUUCUGAGGAGACAGGAGACGGGGCCCGACCGCAAGGGGGUGAGGGGAAAGGAACUGAGGCGGGAGGGGGCGAGGAGGAGCAGGGCGGUGGGCUGCAGGAGAUGAUACGAGCCAUGGCGUCCGGUGCAGCUCCACUGGCGUUCUACCUCGCCCAGCCAUUGGUGCUGGACGCAUCUCGCCUCACGUCGUCCAAUCUGUGGAUGACACUUGGCGGCCCGUCCUCCUCCUCGCCUCACUACGACCUCUUUCACAACCUGCUCUGCAUUGCAACCGGCUCUAAAACAUUUCGUCUGUGGCCGCCAUCAUCAGCCCAUCUGCUGGACCCCAUGCCUCUCUACUCCGAGUCAUCCAAUCACGUCCAUCCCCAUCCUUCUCCUCUCCAUUUCUCUCCAGCAGCAGCAGCGGCAGCAGCCACGGUGACUCUCCAUGCUGGAGAUGCGCUCUUCCUGCCUGAAGGCUGGUACCACCAGGUUACCAGCACACCUGCCACUAUCGCCAUCAACUUCUGGUGGCCCUCCCUAGUAUGCCUCUCGUUUGGGUCACACAUGGAUCUGUACUAUGCGAGGAGAGUGCUCACAAGCCUGCUUGAAGCUCAUAAGGAGUGCAAGGCAAAACGAGCAGCAUCGAUGGGCGCAGGAGGGGUGACCGGCGAAGGGGCUGCUGGGGAACAGGCACUUGGGGGGCGACAGGCAGUUGGGGGGCGACAGGCAGAGCAACAGGAGAGGAGGGAGAUGGGGGAGGAAAGGGAAGAGGAAAGGGAGGAGGAAUGGGAGGAGGAAAGGGAAGAGGAAAAGGAGGAGGAAAGGGAAGAGGAAAGGGAGGAGGAAAGGGAAGAGGAAAAGGAGGAGGAAAGGGAAGAGGAAAGGGAGGAGGAAAGGGAGGAGGAAAGGGAGGAGGAAAGGGAAAAGAAAAGGGAGGAGGGAAGGGAGGAGAGAAGGGGGGAUGUAAGGGAGAGAGAGGAAGCGUCAGAGGAAGGAAGGGGAAAGGAGGAGAGGAAGGAAGAAGGGGAGGCGGGAGCUGAUGGAAGGGUUAAGUGA